Molecule: messenger RNA, 2349 nt
Organism: Arthroderma uncinatum
Lineage: Eukaryota; Fungi; Ascomycota; Eurotiomycetes; Onygenales; Arthrodermataceae
Product: ubiquitin carboxyl-terminal hydrolase 14
Exons: 6
Coding region: 1-2349 (782 amino acids)
Biological process (GO): protein deubiquitination
Molecular function (GO): zinc ion binding; cysteine-type deubiquitinase activity; protein binding
Source: RefSeq, a predicted model, not a curated record
AUGAUGGCGUGCGUACACAUAGCUUCGGCUGAUCUCAGCCCACCUACUGUGAACCAGUCUGUUUACCGUGAGGACUGUACACAAUGUUUUGACUCCAUAGACAACGAUGCAGGGCUAAACGUCUGUCUUCACUGCUUUAACGGAGGCUGCGCUGGGGAGAGGGGACAUGGCGCUUUACACACUCGUCGUCAUGGCCACCCUCUGGCGUUGAAUAUCAAGAGAACGAGAAAGCAGGUAGAGCGUGCCGAACCACCGGUCAAGAUGUCGAAGCUCGCUAUCGAAGCAAGCUCUGAGGAUGAUCAGUACGACGUUGCCACGAAGGUGGUGUGCCUCGAAUGCGGUGUUGACAAAGUAGAGGAGUGCUCGCCCAAGGUAUUGGAGGUUGUCGAUAAGCUGAUGCAAGCUCCUACGUUCUCUCGAAAGGAAGAAGUCAAGGCAUGGGAGCAGGAGCUCACUCCCUGCGAGCAUACCUUAACUUUAGAACAAGGUUCAAACCAAGGAAUCAGGAUUAGAGAACCCUCCAAAUGUUACGGAUGUGACCUACAGGAGAAUCUCUGGCUUUGCCUUGAAUGUGGCACUGUUGGUUGCGGUCGAGCCCAAUUUGGCGGGGUAGGUGGUAACUCUCAUGCUCUCGCCCACUCGACCGAGAAAUCGCAUAGUGUCGCCGUCAAACUUCGAUCUAUAACCCCUGAAGGUUCGGCAGAUAUUUACUGCUAUACUUGCAACGAUGAGAAGACUGACCCGGAGUUGGCCCAACAUAUUUCACACUGGGGACUCAACAUCGCAGAACAGGAAAAAACGGAGAAAAGCCUAACGGAGCUACAAAUCGAACAGAACCUCAAAUGGGACUUCUCAAUGACAUCUGAUGACGGAAAGGUGUUGAACCCGGUGUUCGGCCCAGAACUUACCGGUCUCAAGAAUCUUGGAAACAGCUGCUACAUGGCCAGCGUCCUGCAGUGCUUAUUCUCGUUGCCAGAGUUUAAGAACCGUUAUUUCAAGCCCAACGAGGAGCCACCAACUUCCCCUACCCCAGCCGAGGAUCUAGAGACUCAGCUGAGGAAAAUUGCAGAUGGCCUCCUUUCAGGGCGCUAUUCUGUGCCUGACGCGGCCGGCGGUAGUAACUCUGAUGUGGUUUACCAGCACGGAAUCUCGCCAUCAAUGUUUAAACAUCUUAUUGGGAGAGGCCACCCCGAAUUUUCAACGAUGCGUCAACAAGAUGCAUUCGAGCUACUCUUGCAUCUCUUCAAGAUUAUCAGUGUUUCCCCUCAUUCUACUCAGACGCCAAACCCAGUGGAGUCAUUCCGUUUCGCUGUCGAACAACGAUUGCAGUGUACGUCAUGCCGCAAAGUCCGGUAUAAAGUUGACGAGCAAGAUAACAUCUCGGUCACAGUUCCCGCUAUACGGCUAAACCAUUUCAUGCCGGGCCCUGGAACCGAUAAGAUGUGGGAAACGGUCCCUCUUAAAACCUGCAUUGAUAUGUUCACGAGGGAGGAAAACGUUGAACUCACCUGCUCAGGGUGCGGCAACAAGAAUUUCUCUAAGCGGUCGUUGUUCAAGACACUACCUCAGAACUUGGUGGUAAAUGCGCGACGUUGGGAGGUGGUCAAUUACGUACCUAUGAAACUCGACAUUCCAGUAGAGGUUGGCAAGGAGCCACUUGAUUUGACCCAAUAUCUCUCCCUUGGUAAACAGGACAAUGAAGAGCUGUUAGCAGACGAUGCCGAAAGUGAGCCUGAAUUUGUACCCAACUCCGAAGCAUAUGCGGCUCUGCUAGGCAUGGGCUUCCCUGAAAAUAGGGUAAAGAAAGCGCUGCAUAACACUGGCAACUCCGACCAGGAGGCUGCAUUGAAUUGGAUCCUCGCUCAUAUGGACGACCCCAGUAUUGACGAGCCCAUGGCUUCUACUACUCGCUCGGCGACAGGUGCUCCAAAGCCUUCCGACGGCGAUGAUAAAAUCAGCCAACUAGCCGACAUGGGCAUUCCGCAUGACAAGGCCGAGAAGGCUCUUGGAGCUACUGACUGGGAUGUCACUAGAGCCUUGGACUGGGUCUUUAGCCAUCCCGAUGAACCUGCUGCGCCAGAACCUAGUGCUGCUACUACGAGCUCGGCACCAUCAACCGCCGUUCCUGGGUCUAACCAAAAGCCUGCCUUGUUCGACCUCCAAUCAAUUGUCUGCCACAAGGGCACUUCUGUUCAUGCAGGUCAUUACGUCGCAUUCAUUCGAAAGCAUCUCCCUGCAGAGAGCGAGCCUAAGUGGAUUCUAUUCAACGACGAGAAAGUAGUUGCUGAAGCUGGCGACGUGGAAGAGAUGAAGCAGUUUGCAUAUAUUUAUAUUUUCCGUCGCGUGUAG